UCACGUCAGAGGGGGUCACCCACCCACCCCUGGGCCUAGAUGCUCUCCCUGCCAGCCUCACCCUGCCUUCCAUCUCCUCUGUGUUUCAUCCUCCACGCCAAGCCAGACCCCAUGCUGCUCUGGACCGUGGCACUGCUCUUUGUUCCCUGUGUUGGGAAAACUGGCCAGCUGAGCCUCCAAGUCCGACCAAAUCCCAUGUUUGAAGGAAACAGCCUGACUCUGAAAUGCCAAGGAAGGGAUAACACAUUACUGUCCCAGGUGAAAUUCUAUAAGAAUGGAAAAUUUCUCCAUCUCUCUGAGGACAGCCAGACUCUGUCCAUGGGGAUAGCAACAGUGAACAGCAGUGGCCUGUACCACUGCACUGGGAACAUGACACACAAUCGCCAUGUGAUCACAGGGAUUUCAAAGACUGUCAUGGUUCAGGUCCAAGAGCUGUUCCCACCUCCUGUGCUGAGGGCCACCCCCUCUAACAAGCUCCUUGAGGGGAUACCGUUGACCCUGAAAUGCCAGACGAAGCUGCACCACCGGAGGCCAGCCCAGAGGCUCCGCUUCUCCUUCCACAAGGAUAGCCGCCCCCUCCAGACCAGGGUCCUCUACCCAGAACUCCACAUCCGAGCAGCCAAGGAAGGGGACUCCGGCCUUUACUGGUGCGAAGCAGCCCCUGAGAGUGGCCAGAUCCGGAAACGAAGCCCUCAGCUGGAGAUCAGAGUGAGGGCUCCCGUGUCCCAACCGCUACUCACCCUGAGACCCACCGGUCUCGCCGUGGGGGACGUGGCGGAGCUCCUCUGUGAGGCCCAGAGUGGCUCCCCUCCGGUCCUGUACUCCUUCUACCUCAACGGGGAGAUGCUGGGGAACCGCGUGGCUCCCUGCGGAAGAGCCGCCUCCCUCCUCUUCCGGGUGACGUCAGAGCGGGAUGCUGGGAACUACUCCUGUGAGGCUGAGAACAGUGUCUCCAAAGAGACAAGCAAACCUGGGGCCCUCUCCCUGGACGGUCUUCCGGUCUUGUCUGCCCCCACCAGCAGCAACGGGCUGGUUCUGUGGCUGCCUGCAAGCCUGCUUGGCCUGAUGGUCAUUGCUGCUGCACUUCUAGGGUAUUUCAGACCCUGGAGAAAAACUGGUCAGCAGAGUUCUGUUCUGCUUAGUAGAAGAGAAAGAAGGCACAAGAACUCCAGUGCACGUGUGUGCUCACAAACACCUGCUCUCGUACAGUGCUGUCCCCUGGGGCCCCUUCCACCUCAGGAUCUGCCCCCAGAGGCAGGUGGAGAGCAGCACCUGCUGAACAUCAAUUGUAAGGACUUGCAGCAGGACCAGGUUCAUUGCCAGAAUGAGAAUGAUGACGGGAUUAUCUACUCUGAGGUAUAUACAACCCCAAAUGAGAAUGAUGCCAAGCCUGCCAAGCCAGCCCAGAAGAAAAAGGACGUUUCUGUCAUCUACGCCGAGGUGAGAACCUGCAGCCCCAUGAGGUUCCAGCCAAGGGACUGAAUAGAAGAAGCAAAAGCCACAAAGAUGCCACUGGUGACAGUGAGGAGGGCCUCUGCUAGUGAUGAAGUCCCUCAAUGCAUGCCCAUCCAGCUGCAGCCUCCAGCACUCCCCAGAAAGCCAGGACCCCUUCUGUGGGUCCUCCUGCUCCUGAGCCCAGAAGCCAGAACCCCUUACAUGUUUUAAAAGAUACAUGAUUGGAGAAUCUAUCUGUUAAUAAAGGUGUUAUCAGUCUGUUUCCUGUUGUUCAUCGGUAGUGAUCAUUUGUACUGCCUGAUAGUCUGGUCUGGUAUGUUCAAGAAUGGACUCCCUGCGGACCAGGUGAUGAGAGGGGGGAGUCCA
Sus scrofa (pig) is the source of this 1821-nucleotide messenger RNA. RefSeq names its product Fc receptor like 6 (gene FCRL6). Gene Ontology annotation, biological process: immune response; cell surface receptor signaling pathway. The record is from RefSeq and is a predicted model, not a curated record. NCBI's taxonomy places the organism in Eukaryota, Metazoa, Chordata, Mammalia, Artiodactyla, Suidae. Gene Ontology annotation, cellular component: external side of plasma membrane. Gene Ontology annotation, molecular function: transmembrane signaling receptor activity.